AUGAUGCGCAUCGGCGCUGUCCGCUUUGCGCCGCUGCAGGCUUGUCGCCCUCUCCUCUUCUUCUCAUGGCUGAGUAGGAGCAGCGAGCACCGCGGCAGCGCUGACGCAACGUGGCGCACGAACGCGAAGGACACCUUCAUCAGCGAGGGUGCCAUGGGCCUCGGUGGCGGCGAUGUGGGUCAGCCCAUGGCGAACGGGGCCUCUGAGGCGCUGGACGGCACGGGCAGGAGCACCGCCAGUUAUCGACAGGCCGGUAUGAACGGCAUCGGUGGGCGUGGCGUCGGCCAUGGGCAGUCCUUCCAAGUAGGCGGUGGUGCCGCGCCAGGCUCCACCGUGCCAAAGCAGGCGAUAGACGACAUCUUAAUGGAGCGCCCAGCGCACUUGACGGGGCCAAACCGGCGUCCCGUCUCGUACGACCUCGAAAUCCACCGCGUCGCCCGCGCGCGUGAGGUGGCACAGAAAGAAGCCUCGCAGCAGCAUCUGCGCCACUUUGAUGAACAGAACAUGCCACGCAAUCCCCUCGAUCCGAACCGGGAGCGCGCGAGCUGGGAGUUCACGCCAACGCCUGAGCACAAGUCGCUCGUGCUGCUGCUGUAUCGCAACGUGUUGAAAGGCUUGAUGAACUAUAAAAGCGUCCGGCGCCGCAGCAUGAUCGCCUACGCCCGCAUGUGCUUCCGCCGUCGCGCUAUGGCGACAGAAAAGCUACUGAUUGACGAGUGCAUCGAGGAGUGUCGACGCUCAAUCUACGUGUUGGAGAAGCAUCACAACUUCACCAAGACGGGCACGUAUGAGUUUGACUCGAUGACGAUCCCCAAGGACACGGGCCAGGAUGUAAAGACCUACAUGGAGGAGGUGUACGAUCCGGAGCAGUCUCGGCUGCAGUUCCAGAACUUCACUGAUGUGCAGCCAGGCAAGGAGCACCUGCAUCGCCAAGGGCUCGGGCCCACGUCGGGGGAGCAUCACUGGAAAGAUCAAACGUCCUCAGAGGCCUUCAAGGUGGAGAUUCGCGACGAGGACAAGGCGCUUCGGCCGCCGCCGCCACCCGAGAUGGCGAGCUAG
Molecule: messenger RNA, 1059 nt
Organism: Leishmania braziliensis MHOM/BR/75/M2904
Lineage: Eukaryota; Euglenozoa; Kinetoplastea; Trypanosomatida; Trypanosomatidae
Exons: 1
Coding region: 1-1059 (352 amino acids)
Source: RefSeq, a predicted model, not a curated record